UCGAAAACUCCUCGCGUAGUACGAAGCCACGCGCUCGUGUUGUUUAGUUCUAACAGAACAGAUGUCGAAAACGAUCACAUGUGAGUGGAUUUAAAAAAAAUAAACCGUUGCAAAACAAAUCAAGAAGAUAUUAGCGUCAAGGAGUGUUUAUGUUAAACAUGCGACUAGCAGAUGUGCCGUGGAAACAUCGUUGUGGGGUUUCACAUAAGUUUAACGGCUCACCGCCUAGAUUUUUUCUAUUUUAUUAUUUUAAAAUAGGUAAUUUUAAAGCCUACCAGCCCUGUAUGCUAGUAAAAGCUAGUUUUCACACUAUGUAGAUACUAAAGAUGUAGUUCGCAUAUUUUUGUGGUUGUUUGUUUUAUUUUACGGGUGAUUGUUGCGAGAGCAAUGUGGAAAAAAAAUAAUACAAGAUAUAGGUUGCGAAGGAGCGGAGGGAGCUCGGACGGCCGCGACCGGCCCAAUUGACCCCUGAACCACUGUCUCCGGGUUGCCUCGUCAGAAGAGGAAGAUCGUUGACGGAGAGAGAGAGAGAGAGAGAGAGAGAGUGUGCGCCUCGGUCAUCCACCGUGGGCCGCGCGUGUUUACCUCCCCUCCUCCGCUGCUGUGCCCCCCUCCAAGGUGGCCCUUCCUGCGCGGCGGGACACCUGCGCAUGUUUCCCUCCUUCCCCUCCGCCCGGCACGAUCUCCGCGAGCCGCCCGCCCGCUCCCCGCGACAGUGCGACUGCAGCUGCCGAGCGAGGAAGGUUGAGCUCGCGGUCGAACACCUCGAACAGUGCGCGCGUCGCCCGACGGGUUCGCGAAAGGGGCGGGCGGGCGAUGGCGCGGGCAUGAGCGCGUGCGGGCCGCCCCCGGGCGCCGGGGGCGGGAAGGACUUCCGCGAGCGGACGCUGCGCAGCCUGAAGGUGUCGCUGGGGCGGCUGUGGAGGCGGCGCUCCGUCACCAUCACCGAGUACGACCCCAGCUACAAGGUCGCCUACCUGGGCAACGUGCUCACCGGCUGGGCUAAAGGAGAGGGCUGCGUGGAGAAGCCGCUGUCCACGCUGUGGAAGAACUACAUGAGCAGCAGCAAGCCCGACGUGCAGAUGAAGGUGACGGUGCUCCAGGCGGGCCUCAAGGCCGUCACCAAGGAGCACGGCCUCACGGAGUACUGGAGCCACCGCGUCACCUACUGCGCGGCGCCCUCCUCCUUCCCGCGGGUCUUCUGCUGGGUGUACCGCCACGAGGGCCGCAAGCUCAAGCAGGAGCUGCGCUGCCACGCCGUGCUCUGCCCCAAGGAGUCGGUGGCGCGCGACAUGGUGGCGCAGCUCACGGCACGCCUGGCGCAGGCGCUCUCCGAGUUCAAGAGGGACAAGGUGUCGCGGCAAAAUGCGCGGCUGUCGUUGGCCAACUCGGUCUACGACAACCCGUCCAUGCCCCGCCGCAAGAUCCUGCUGUCGACCGGCUCGCACAACUACCGGCCGCCGCUGGAGCGGUCCAAGUCCGCCCCCAAGCUGAUGGUCAUCGAGGAGGAGGGCGAGGCCGAGGAACUGGAGCUGCAGGAGGAGAGGAGGAGGAGCGAGAAGACGCCCUCGCCGAGGCGGGGCCACCGGGAGGAGGAGCCGGCGCACCAGGAGGACGACAAGCAGCAGCAGCAGGAGGAGGAGGAGGAGGUGAGCCUGGAGGAGGAGAUCCUCGCCAUCCUGCAGCGGCGGCAGCAGCAGCAGCAGCAGCAGCAGAGGCCGGCCAAGCGCGUGGCGUGGGACGACCGGCUGUCCGAGUGCGGGCCGGACGGCGACGAGGGCACCGGUCUGCCGCCCGACGACGGCGUGGGGGACGACGGCGAGGAGCAGGCCGCCCCCGAGCCCGUCGGCGUGGACCUGCGCCCCGCCGCCGGCGCCUUCCUCGGCCGCAAGCUGGCGAGGUCGGCGACGUUCCCGCCGCCGCGCGCCGCCGGCCGGCCCGACUCCCUGGAGCUGGACUCGCUCUCCGAGGAGGACGAGGACGAGGACGAGGACGAGGAGGCCGCGCCGGAGGAGGACAACGUGAGCGACGAGAGCGGCUUCGCCGAGCUGCCCGAGGCCAGGGACGGCCCCGGCGAGGAGCCCAAGCACCAGGUGCUGCUGGUCGCGAGCCCGCCGCUGCCCCGCUGCGUGCGGAUCUGAGUCGCCUCCGCAACACCCUCUUGUGUCUCAGGCCUCGUCUGCUUCCCUACCUCUGCGUCUGUCUCCGACUGGGGUCCUUCCCUCGGUGGCCACGAGGCGAGGGUCGCAAUCUCACGCUCAAAUUUUUUCACAUUUUAAAAUUCCAAGAUUUUUGAACUAGGUGCAACUGUUCAUUUUCUUUAUGUGAGGCAGUGGUUCUCAAACUUUUAAAAAUCCUACAAAAAUUGUAGAUUUCUGAUUUCUGAGAAAUAUGUUAGUAUGAUUAAUAAGUCAGAUAUUAAAGAAAACAAAUAAUUCAACAAAUAAAUUUUAAAAAUCAAACAUACAUCAAGUUUAUUUUUUUGGUGUUUUUUUUUAAUGAGAAAUAUGAGAUUUAACACCAUAAUUUAAUGGUAUAGUACAGUAACUAUAUUUAGACACAUAUUUCUCUGGAAUACCACUGGGCAAUGGUGAAAAUCUGUUGGUUUCCGGGAGGUAGGGGGGAAUUACGUUGAUGAUUCUUGUUUCACAGUUUACGAUUUUGCAAGAGCAAGCGGGGGCCCCUCGAUAGGAGGCUUUUUGAUUCCAGGAGGGCCCGGGCCCCCCUGCCUCCCCCCACCACUGGGAACUGCGUGCACCAGCAUACCCUGGCUCACACUUUGAGAAUCACUGAUGUGAGGUAUCAAAGUUUUACUUUCUUUUUUUUUUAAUUAUUACUGCAAAAUUAUUAAUUUGAGUGUUUAGCACUCUUUGGCAGAGACUGCUAUUUAAUGACAGUUAAAGCGUAAGAGAUGACUAAACAAAACACCUUUCCAUAUCUUAAUCUCUCAUUCAUAUUUUGUAUGGAAACUUUAAAUGGAGCCUACAUUUAGUGCACGGAACUCGCUUCAAUGGCUCUGAAUAUGGCAGACACUCUCCUAAGAGGCAGCAGAGAGGGGUGGGUGCUACGAGGUAUCAGACAGCUGUAGCCUAGCUCGUGGCUCAUUGGGAGCUGUGAUAUGUUAGGGAGGAACUUCUUACAUGUGUAGAGACCCUUUUGCCGGGACCUAAGUACAAGUGCAUAUUGUUUUAAAUGUGUUUCUAGUUGUUUCUACAGUGAUUCUUUUUCCACCAUGUGAGAAACAAAUAAUUUAGUGGGUGCGUGUUGCCGACACAAACAUUCCUCCCGGAGUGGGAACUGUAAAAAUGUUGAGUUGAGAAAUUGUGUUGUAAUUCAUUGAGAAACAGUGUUGGAAUGCAUGGUCAGUUGGCAGGCCUGCUGAGGUUUAUAGCGCUGCAUUUUGUGGUCUUUAUGGUUUGGUGAGAUUAAAGGUUAGUAAAAUGGCAUUUUAUGGUUGCUCUGAUUGGUUGUGAUAGCUGUGAAGCUUUAGUAUGUUUACCGGUUCUCGUUCAAUAAGACCUGCAUUAUGCAGCACAUGUGUAUUUCUGUUUACCUAUUUGUAAUUUCAUGUUUACAUUAUUUGCAUGUAUCUCAUGUAAGAUUUUACUGGUGUAUUUUUGAUGUACUAGAGUAUACUCAUUUGUUUAUUAUGAAUUGAUAUAAAGGUCCCAUAGCUGCUAUUUCAUUACAAAACACUAUUAUGUAUAUCAGGAAUUGUAAGAUUUUUUCUUAAUUUUACAUUAUACUUUAUUAAAUUAAAAAUUAUUUCCUAAGAAAAGUUAUGUAUUCUUUAAGUAUUUUAUGUGUAAUAUACAUAAUUAUAUCAACUGUAAUUUAAAGUAUAUAUAAUCCAAAAAUGACCAGAUAUUGCAUUAGAAUUUACUUAUUGUAUGAGUGUACUGUAAAAUCAAAUUUAAGUGAUUGUAUACCGCAUGCAAACAGAGGUUUUCAAGUUUUUUUCACAAGUGAAUAUCAGUUAUGAAAAAAUAGUUACCAAAUUUGAAAAUAAUUUUCCUAGCCUUCUUGUUUAUUUCAAUGGUUGAAAGAAGUAUCUGGAAAAACUUUUUGCCAUUGAAGUGCAAAAUAAGCAACACAUAUGAAGGAAAAAUGUAUGUUCUGAAUAUAUGAUUUUGAGACUUCCUGCAAAAUUUAAACAGUUGCAAGUCAUAUGUAAUAUUGUACAUACAGUGUAAUUAGAGUGAAAUGAGUUUGUAUAACCUAGUGUCUCUUUAUAGCUCAUAAUUAGAAUCCUACAAGAUUGCAUGGUCAUUUUUGGUGACAUUUAGGCUCAAAGUACUUGUACCAUUGUGUUACUUUUUGAAUGGAUCAGGAGAUACUUGAAUUAUGCAUGGCUCUGUGCCAGUAAUAAACACUUGCAAACAGUUCACCUACCUAGUUAAAAAUAAAAUUUGUUCUUCACUAAGUCAACACAAAAACCAGCUUUUUCCAAAAAUACUAUUAUUAUAUUUUCCGGUCUUUAUUCACACAAAAUUUCUGUUUUUAUUUUCAUGAAACUUAUAAAUAAUAUCUGAGUGUUUAUUGCUGGUUGUAUGAAGUUGGUUGACAGUGUAACGUGAUAUAUUUCUGUAUUUUAUUGCUAGUUAACAAUAGUGUUGUUAAUAAUUACACUCAAUAUAAAUAUAUAUUGUAAUUUAGGUGUCUGUUUUGUGGAAUCACCACAGACUUUGCCUUUCAGUAAGGUUAGGAAAUUAUUACAGCAAAAAAACUUUUCACAUCAUAUAUCUACAAUAUUAAACAUAUUUUUGCAAAAUUUAUUGUUCAUUUUCUUACACACCAAAAGAAAAAUUUGACAUAUAUUAAAAAAAAUGUUUUAGAUAGCUUAAGCAUGUUCACAUCAAAGUUACAUCACAUUUUGCUUUUAAUUUAUAUUUUAAUGACAAUUAUGAAAACGUGUACCACAAAUUAACAGAUAUGUCAAUGAAAGAUCAUCGUAAGACUUUGUCUUCAUUAUUUCAUGGGAAAAUUUUAAUACUUCACAUAUUGCAAAAAACUAUGACAACUAGUUUUAAUUGGGUGGUUACCAAGAUAAAAUAUUGAUCAUAGCACAUUCAGUUGUAAAAUGUUAAAAAGGAGGAUUUUGUACGAUUAUGUACUUCGUAAUAAUACUUUGAUAAUGUAAGACAUUUUAGUGUUAGAUUUUUUUCCUCUGAAAAUUAGUUUGUGUUAUAACUUUACAACCUCUAGAAGCCACCUGCAAGUUAUAUUUAUAGAAUCAGAUUUUUUUCUUAUAUCUCUUUAAAUAAAUUUUACUCAUAAUCUUACCAAAUUAUCAAACAUUACCAACUUCAAAAGUAAUACAGUAUUUCAUCAAAUGUUUGCCUUCAUGAAAUUGUUUCUUCCAACCAUGCAAAUUUUUUUGUUUACUAUUUAUCAGCUAAGAUAUAAGUUAACUUUUAUUUCUUUUCAUUCAUUUAAAGAUAGUUAUUUGUGACUCUCAUUUUCUGUCAAUUUUUUUGUGACUUUCUUGUUUCAUUUUAGAAAUAUUUUAAUUUAUAUUCUCUUUUAAUUUUAAUUAUUUGUUUUAAAUAUUUCGUUGAUAAUGUUUUACCAUGUUUUUACUUUUAUACUAUUUAUUCUUUGUGUCCUUUGCCCAGUUCAUUUUCACGGAAGUUUGUGUAACAAAAGUAGUUGUAUGUAACAUCUGGAAUCUUAGUAAGGAAUUUUUUUUACAUACAGGUACAUUAAAUGUUUGCAACCAAAGUUAAAUAUUUUUUCUUUUAAUUUUUUCCUUCAAUAUUUAUUGAAUUUUUUUAAAAAAAAAUACUGUUUAUUCUACACUAUUUAAAAACUGUCUUAGAGUAUAGGGGUGUUUCAAGGUGUACAUCAAAGUUUCAGUUUAUUUACGUAAUUGUGCUGUGGACAUAAACAUUCGACCUAAGCCAAGAGAUUGGUGUAUAUAUAUAGUGAUAGCGAUGCUUACUUUUUCAAUGGAAUAAACUGUAUAAAGAAUGGGUUUCCUAAUCGCCUCUAGUUUUCAUUUUGCAAAAGGUCGGUGUACUGUGGAUGUGUGCACCAUUCAGUCAAUAAUUUAAAGCUGUCUUGCCCAUUUUAUUUUUGCAAACUUAUGCAGAGUGUUAAAUGUAAACAAGAAAAAAUUGUCCCUUUGCAAGAGUUGAAUAAAGUUUUAUGUUGUUUAAAAACUCUUUUACAAAAAAAACAACAAAUUUUAUGACUGUGAUUGCUACAUUUCGCUAUUGAUAAUUGACACAUAUUGCUGCAAUUCUAGUUUAUUACUAUGUAAAUAUCUCUGAAACUAUAUCAUAAUAGUAUAUUCAUGCAUGUAUCAUAUUUUGUAUGUUUCUAUGCAUUUUUACAACAUUUAUUUUCAUAUCACAAUAUUCUUAGUUGGGAAGUUGCAAACUCUAUAAUGUUUGGGCACAGUAUUAAUGUAUGUAUUUUUUUUGUGAUUAAUUACCAUGAAAAUGUGUUCUUAUAGCUAUACAAGUAACUGUUGCUAGAAUAUCUACCUGUAGUCGGACGAAAAACAAUGUUGCAUUAUUGUGUUCUCUAUGGGUAAACAUUAAAAAUAAUUAUGUGUUAGAAGAAGUGGCAAUCAUUUUAUUCCGCUUUGACUGAUUUACUGAAAAAUGUGCAUGCCUUAUAAAAUUGUGUCGUGUCCGUCUUCUGUUGUAUGUUUCUUCUUUUUCUUGCCACUUGUAGAAAAAAUGAAAACAGAAAUUAAUGAUUUCUGUGGCAGCAAUAGCAAUAAAAGACAUAAUUAUGUUUGUGUGUAUUAAAUUAACUGUAAUUAUUUUUUACAAUGAAAGUUUAAAAAAUUGGGCAUCCCGAAGAAAAAUAUGUACAUCUAAUUCAAUAGAUAGAAAUUAAUGAAGGGGUGUGUUUGAUAAUAAAGAAUUGUGGAGAACUAAUAUAUUUAAUAACAUAUUCUUUCAACAUUGUUAGUCACUAAAAAUUUGUUGUAUCAAAAUAUCCAUUAAUAGUUUUACAUUUUUGCAGAAAAGCUAUUUAUUUGUGACACAGUAUGGGGACAAAUAACUAGUAAAUGGCAGUUAUGUACAUAGCACCUCUAUUUAUUUAACUUGCAAGUAUAAUACGUUGGUUGGAUCAGUCGUCACAAAUUCUUGUUUGUACUAACUGAAUUGUUGAAUACAAUUACAAUAACACUAUUUUAAUUGCAAAAUACUCACUACUUUAUGGUCAGAAAAUACUUUACACUGUUAAACAAACACGUCAAGAAACUGCAAAUUCAAAUAUAGUGGAAAACAUUUUUUUUUGUAAUUUAAAUCAAAAGGGAUAAAAAAAAUCACAUAAUUCUUACAAAAACUGAACUUAAUUUUUCUGCAACUGCAUAUAUUUUAUCAUAGACAUGUGUGUCUAGUUUUUGAAUGUUGUGCUGAAUAGACAAGUACAACACUUCUUUGUGGGGUUUUAGUAACCUGGAAACAAAGAUUUAUUCCGGUCUAGUCAAGUCAUUAUCUCGGAAAGCAACGUUAAUUCACCCCUCUGCCGCAUUCCAGCAAUAAUGACUCAAGGUUUUACCUGAUCCAGAAAAAAUUUCUUAACUUUAGGAAACUGUUACAUUGCACAUCACAUUGCCAAGUCUGCAACUUUGCUAGUUUGUGUCACUCUGCCUAGAAGCAGUUUUGUGUGUUUGUGUCACUUGGUAUCCUCCCAGUACGUGCUAAUCACUGCAGUUUACUAAUCAUUCAUCCUAGUCACACAAGAGUGUCGGUCUGUGCCUUCAAGACAAGCUUUUUUUCUCAUUUUCAGCCAGUGAUGUAGUGCCAAAGUUGUGUUUGAGGAUUGUCAAGAUGUGUAGAAUCAAAGAAUAGUGUAGUGGUUAUCAUCAUUUGUGGCUUUUUUUUAUUCUUUACUGGUGACCGAAUUAAGAGAGAAACUGGCUUCUAGUAAAGGUAAAAGUCAAUGAAAUAAACAUGUAACGAACAAUCACUUAUUUAUAAAAAAAAUGUGUGUGUCAUUCUUCACACGUAAUUGAACAGGGUAUUAUUAUUCUUGUUUACAAAAGAAAUGUUUCCACAGGUCCCGGAGGGAAUUUUAUUUAUCUUGAAAAAAAAAUGUUUAUUUUUAGAGACUUCUGUCUGUCAGGUUUAAUCUGAUGCGGCACCAAUAAACAGUAGAAAUGGUGCUCAUUCACUAACGUGUAGAUCCUGCUACGGUGCAGACUCACAUCUGACAGCAUUGCCGCUGCCAGUUUCGCGAAUGUGGCGGAUACAGAGUGGCCUGUUAACACAGUUCAUUUUAAAUUCUAGAGCAGCGGGAAGGGGAUUGGAGUGAAUUCUGGUCGUUACAGUGUCUUGUCUUGCACGUGUUCCCUUUAGGGUUAGGCACACCACUGCCUUUCACGAGGCCAUAACAUAAGUACCUCCAUUCAUAUUUUGUAGUUGCCUGUCAAAUUACGUACAUCACUUAAGUAAUUAAAAACAAGAUAUAUUUGUAUUGCUCGUGACAUAAAAAUAUUUAAAUGCUGCAUAAUUAGAUGAAACUAAUUCCAACCCCAAGCUAAAAUCCGAGCUUUACUUUGACUGUCACUAUUGAAAUCAUUGUAGUUUUGGUGAGCACAUACUUCAGACUGAGUAAAACGCAAUGGCGGUAUGAAGAUAGCUUAAGCUGAUCAGUCUCUAGCUCAACUCUUGGGUUUUUUUUUUGUUUUAAUGCAUUAUGUGAAUGUACUUGUCAGUAUUCAAAAUUCACAUUCCACCCUUUAGUCAACUGGUUGCUGAAUUGUUGAGAUGUACCUGUUUUUCUCUUCACAAGUUCAUCAUUGUUUGUGUGUAGAAUAAGAAUUUUAGGGACUCACUAUGUGUUGUUUAUGUGUUUGUUUGUAACUUAUAUAUAUACACUUUGCCUGCACAUAUCACUUUGCCUGCAAAUACGUGACUGGGUAGUAACAGUACGUGUGUCAACAUUUUUUCAUUCCAAAAUGUAUAUUAUGAAGAUAUCAAGAUAAUGUAACUGAAGUGUUGUCUCACUAAUAUUGCCACUUGCCUUGGACCACUGUAUGUGAACUGUAGGUAUGUGAACUGUGUUAAGUGUAUCUCAUACACUGUGUUCCAAAAAGAUUUUAACUUUAUAUUUAUGUACAAACACCCAAUAAAGAGUUUAUCUGGGGA
Messenger RNA from Bacillus rossius redtenbacheri, 9113 nucleotides. RefSeq names its product protein FAM43A. NCBI's taxonomy places the organism in Eukaryota, Metazoa, Arthropoda, Insecta, Phasmatodea, Bacillidae. The record is from RefSeq and is a predicted model, not a curated record. The coding region runs from base 651 to 2141 and encodes 496 amino acids. The transcript is spliced from 6 exons.